GCCCCCGGCGGCGAUUUCUCAGCUCUGUAAUGUGUUUGGGUAUUUCCUGUUCUUACCAGGUCGCCUGCUCCUGGGGGACAGUGUUACCUUGCAGUGCUCGGAUUUGCCCGCCGUCUGCGGUCCUAGAGAGCAGCCGUACUCUCUACCGCUCAAGCAGGAAGGGGCAUCUACCUCCGCCCAUAUCUCUCGCCCUGACAAAGAUCGGGUUCCGUGCCUUAUUAGUGCUGCACGCAGGCAGUGCCUAGCCCUGUUCCCGAUGCCUUCUCCUCUCCGGAGAUAAUUUGCGGGCAAUAACGUGUCUAAUUGCAACUUUGCAAGGAGCAGCCGUAUUAAUCUGUUGCAGAAAACAACGGCGAGCCUCUUCGCACCUUAAACUAUGAUUGUUUGCAUAUAAUCAGUGUUCACAGUUUACAGAGUGCAAGAAGACACUGCUCAUUUUUUAGUGGGGGUGGGUAGGAUUUGUCCUUGCCCAUAUACUAUUGGAUAAGCAUUUUAGGUUCAUCAUGGCUGUUUCCAGCCUUGUCUGGCAUUCCCCAUUUGGACACCAUUGGCCCUUAUCAAGAUUACAGAUCAGAUGGCAGAGAAAAGCCUUGAGUCUGUGGAUUAAGAAGGAAGGAACAGGGUCACUGACAAGAGAGGCAUACAUCAUGCCUUCCAUCCGAUGGAGCAUCAGUCACCUCAAGAGAGGUCUGCAUGCUACCCAGAUUCACCGCCAGGAAGUGAUGCUCACCAGUGAGCGGUAUGGGGUGCAGAGACUUCCCUUUGCUCAUGUUUCCAGUACUGACUUAUCUUUUUUUGAACACCUUAUGCCUGGCAGAGUCAUCACAGAUUUAGAUGAACUGAAACCUUUUAAUGUGGACUGGCUGAAGUCUGUAAGAGGCUGCAGUAAAGUGUUGCUGAAGCCACGGACAACAGCAGAAAUAUCUGAGAUUCUCAGGUACUGCAAUGAGAGGAAUUUGGCUGUGAACCCUCAGGGGGGUAACACUGGCCUUGUUGGGGGCAGCGUCCCUGUCUUUGAUGAGAUCAUUCUCUCCACAGCUCUUAUGAACCAGGUCAUCAGCUUUGACAAUGUUUCUGGAAUCCUGGUUUGUCAGGCUGGCUGCGUUUUAGAAAACCUCAACCAGUAUCUGGAGCAGCUGGAUUUCAUCAUGCCUCUUGACCUAGGAGCAAAGGGCAGUUGCCACAUUGGAGGGAACGCAGCUACAAAUGCUGGUGGCUUGCGGCUCCUGAGGUAUGGCUCUCUCCGAGGAACGGUUCUAGGAUUAGAAGUGGUGCUGGCUGAUGGUUCCAUUCUGAACUGUUUGGCAUCUUUGCGGAAGGAUAAUACUGGCUAUGACUUGAAACAGUUGUUCAUUGGAUCUGAGGGGACCUUGGGGGUCAUUACUGCUGUCUCCAUCCUCUGUCCACGAAAACCCAAGGCUGUGAAUCUAGCAUUUCUUGGUUGUCCAGGGUUCUCUCAGGUCCUGAGAACUUUCACUACCUGCAAGGGCAUGCUGGGAGAAAUCUUGUCUGCUUAUGAGUUCAUGGAUAACAAGUGCAUGAAGCUGGUUGAGCAACACCUCAAACUGGCCAACCCUGUGGCAGAAAGUCCUUUCUAUGUGUUAAUAGAGACUUCAGGCUCCAAUUCUGCCCAUGAUGAGGAAAAGCUGAGCCAUUUCUUGGAACGCGUCAUGGCCUCUGAUUUGGUAGUAGAGGGAACACUUGCCUCAGAAGAUAAAAAAAUUAAGGCACUGUGGGCUUUACGGGAACGGAUCACAGAGGCCUUGACUUACGAUGGAUUCGUUUACAAAUAUGACAUUUCGCUUCCUGUGGAGAAACUCUAUGAUCUUGUGACUGACAUGCGGGCACGACUAGGCAGAAAUGCUAAGAAUGUAGUGGGCUACGGCCAUCUAGGAGAUGGAAACCUGCACCUGAACAUCACAGCGGAGUCCUACAGUCAUUCUCUGCUAGAGGCCAUUGAGCCAUAUGUGUACGAGUGGACUUCCCAGUAUCACGGGAGUAUCAGUGCAGAACAUGGCCUGGGCUUUAAGAAGAAGCAUUAUAUCUACUACAGUAAGCCCCAAGAGGCAGUCCUUCUCAUGCAGCAGUUCAAAGCUCUUUUGGACCCCAAAGGGAUUCUAAAUCCUUACAAGACAUUACCGGUCAAGGCUGUAUGAUUGUGCCUCUGAAGAAGGGGAUCUGUAGCCUUUUGUGUAGAGGUUUUCUAGCACAGGAGCUGUAAUAAAUUGUGAUGCUGGAGCCUGAAAUGGUGGCUUGUACAAAUGGUAAAGCUGAAUUCUCUUCCCAGUAUUAUCUGUCUACCAGCUCCUAAGCCAGCGUUUCCCAACUAGUGGGCCACCAGAUGUUGUUGGACCACAAUUCCCAUCUUUCCUGACCAUUGGCAAUGCUGGCUGAGGCUGAUGGGAGUUGUGGUCUAACAACAUCUGGUGGCCCACUAGUUGGGAAAGGCUGUCCUAAGCUUUGAAUGGUCUAGAAAGCAGAAAGCACUGCUAAAGAGAGUACCUUUAGGCACUCUGUUUUCUAACCAUCUUACCUUCAGAUUGCUCUCUAUUUUCAGGGUUCUGUUCAUCUGUAUACAGCAUGUACAAGUGGAAUUUCAUAGGGCAUAGUGGUGGUAAGAAAAUCUUUUACAGGCAGAAAUCCCAGACAUUUGUUUUCCAUUGCAGUUACGUAUAUUCAAAACACAAUCAGUAGCUGCAGGACUGUGCAAGAACCUUGAAGAUAAGUGUGGGUAUUAUGUGCUUUGAACUGAGGGUAGGAAAUAAACAUUUUACCUCUUUCCAUGGAAAAAUCAAAAAUAAUAAAACUUGAAAGUGUUUUCUUGUUUGCUCUA
Rhineura floridana is the source of this 2833-nucleotide messenger RNA. It is a transcript of the gene D2HGDH, whose product is annotated as D-2-hydroxyglutarate dehydrogenase. Gene Ontology annotation, molecular function: catalytic activity; FAD binding. NCBI's taxonomy places the organism in Eukaryota, Metazoa, Chordata, Lepidosauria, Squamata, Rhineuridae. The transcript is spliced from 10 exons. The coding region runs from base 504 to 2156 and encodes 550 amino acids. The record is from RefSeq and is a predicted model, not a curated record. Gene Ontology annotation, cellular component: mitochondrion.